UUCUCUAUUGUUUAUCUUGGUCUUCUUUUUUAUAUCUUUCCCCUUUCUCUUUCCCUUACUCCACCAAUGACAGAUAUUGAUACUAGUAUUACUCUUGAACCUCAAUCAGAAGCCGAACAUCCUCUUCAACCAAUUGUGACACAGGAAGAUGCCACAUUAGUUGAAGACAGAUCUUUAUUAAAUAGUCAAAACCAACCUAAUCUAAGCCGAGCUGCUUCAGACGCAACCACAAGUGAGCCAGCUAGUGCUUUACAUACCAAGGGCUUUCAAAAUACAACUGAAUCUCAACAAGUGCAAGAUCUAACAGUGAAUGGUACCCUUCCUACUUGGCUUAUCAGUGAACAUUAUACCAUCGGUCCUGGGGUUUAUGAUAUAAAAUAUACAAGGAAAAUAGAAAUAGACGGUAUCCUUCAGAGUGCAACAGCUACUUUUACUCUUGGCCAUUGGUUUGAUGCUCUUCCUUUAGUAAACAGAUUUGAUUUUAAUGGAGAAAGGAACACAAUUACAUAUCGUCAUCGUUUACCAACAAAACGUCUCAUUGAAAAAAUUCGUGAUCACCAUGGAUACGCACCCAACUUCCCUGCAGGUCUGUUCAAGACGAACCCUAACCAAACGAUGCUCAUCAAACUGUUAAAUAAUGGUAAAAAAUUAAAACCUGACCGUGUUCCUUGUGGUCAACGUAUGACGACACAAAUGCCUGGUCUCGAUGGACUUUUAUUUUGUCAAGACUUUGCUAAUCAUAUUCAAGAACUAGAUUCAUUUGACCUGAGUCCUUCUCGUAUUCAGACUUGGGAUGAGGUCAACCCUGAUUUUAAAGGGUACAGUUCUUGCCCUAAUGGACAAAUUGAUCAUGAGACGGGUGAAUAUAUCAACUUUACAAUGGAAAUUGGUUAUCGAACGACCCGAUACCAUUUCUUUUCUGUAUCAAAGGAAGAACCCAAGGGACAUGUGAUUGCCUCCAUCUGGAAUGCACCUACAGGUUGGGUUAACGGAUUUGCCUUGACAUCAAAUUAUAUCAUCAUGGUCAUUCAUCCUAUGCUGGCCAAUUCGGGCGCUGUUCGAUUCGCAUGGAACGAAAGUGUCCUCGACUCAUUCACCUUUUAUCCUUCAGAACCUACCCUGUUCUAUGUUAUCUCUCGUGCAGACAAGGACGUCAUUGCUUGUUAUCGAUCUAGUGCAUGCUUCUCCUUAAACCAGGUGAAUGCUUAUGAAGAUGUACAUGGCAAUGUUGUUCUGGAUUUAGUAUGUUAUGAAGACGACAAGAUCGUUCAUCAGUUGUCCACAGAAAAUCUGCGAGACCCCAACAUGGACCGCUUGCCACCCUCUGAAAUCAGGCGAUUUGUGCUAAGCAACCCUCGACAGGAAGCAAGCAAGAUUUAUCUGGCCAAUAACUCCUAUAUCCCAUCAACCGUUGGUAUUACUUCUCGUAUAGGUUCUGUUUGGAACUAUGUCACAGGCCAGUCUCAUCUUCCGGAGAAUGCAACAGGAUCAAGCGGAUGGCAUGCUUGGAUGCCUAUCAUCAAGUAUGAAAGAAUAUCAGAUACCGUUAUUGAGUUACCCCAAGUCAAUCCGCAUUACAGAAUGCGCAAGUACUCGUUUGUCUACGGUCUUGGCAACACGGGUAACAGCAAGAUAUGGAAUUCUAUAGUGAAAUUGGAUGUGGACAAUAGUGCAGUUGUUGCCACUUGGCAUGAGGAUAAUUGUUAUCCCAGCGAAGCACAGUUUGUACCAAAGCCUAAAGAUCAGUUAUCAGACGAAAAGGACGAACAAGAAGAUUCGGGUGUGUUGAUUAGUGUUGUGAUGGAUGCAACCAGAGAUACCUCAUUCUUGCUCGUCUUGGAUGCACAUGAUUUAUCAGUGGUUGCCAAAUCAGAAUUGAACAAGUUAAUUCCUCUCAGUUUUGGUCAUGGAUGCUAUCGACAAAGAUCUACUUAAUCAAUUGUUCCCUUUUUUAUUAUAUGCAUCUCUCACACAUAUACAAAUAAACAAUGUGUUUUUUCAUAUAAUCAUAAAUGCAUCCUACUGAAGGAGAGGGGGUAGGGAAAGGGG
Rhizopus microsporus ATCC 52813 is the source of this 2049-nucleotide messenger RNA. RefSeq lists its product as uncharacterized. Gene Ontology annotation, biological process: carotene catabolic process. Gene Ontology annotation, molecular function: carotenoid dioxygenase activity. The record is from RefSeq and is a predicted model, not a curated record. The coding region runs from base 67 to 1935 and encodes 622 amino acids. The transcript is spliced from 5 exons. NCBI's taxonomy places the organism in Eukaryota, Fungi, Mucoromycota, Mucoromycetes, Mucorales, Rhizopodaceae.